AGGUCAUAAUCUAGUGGGCUUCGAAACAAUUGCUCUGGGAAAUAAGCAACAUGAGGUUUCUAUUGAUAUUGUGUUUAAUUUAUUUUGUUGAGUGUAAAAUAAAUAAGGCUCUGACGGAAUCCUUGGGGCAGGAAGUAAUUGAGAUUGGAGCCCCGGUUAAAGAUUUGCCAGACAUAGAAGAGGAGCCCUCAGCGGAGAGUGAUGACGAUAAGUCCACGACAACUACUAUACAGGUGGCUACGAAAAAGGAUGUAUAUAGGAAGAGUAUGGUUACGUCUGGUAAAAUAAGGGAUGCCGAUAAAAAUGAAGACGAGGAGACCAGAAUUGAGAAGGAGCUCGCAGAAAUCUACAAGGACACCUCUGAUUACAAAUCCGACAGCGAAGAAAACACCAUUACGCCGAAGCGACUGAAUUUGACUGAAGACAAGCCUAUCGGAAGAGCCAGAAAAAAUUUUAAAUUUCAACCGAAUUCCAAUGACGCUAUUGAAGUUGAGAAAUUUAGAACAUCCGUUGAUGUCAUUAGUUGUGAGAAGAAUAAACUGGCUGGCACGGUGAGUCUAAGUAUUCAAAUAACAGAAAAGGUCUUCAAACGUCAUUACUUUUGA
This is a messenger RNA of Leptidea sinapis, 605 nucleotides long. RefSeq lists its product as uncharacterized. Bases 51 to 605 code for a protein of 184 amino acids. The record is from RefSeq and is a predicted model, not a curated record. NCBI's taxonomy places the organism in Eukaryota, Metazoa, Arthropoda, Insecta, Lepidoptera, Pieridae. The transcript is spliced from 5 exons.